GGGUUUUCCAACUAACCUAGGUGAAUGCUCCAUAUCUACUAACCCGAUUAAAGCGUGAAACAUUCACUUUUCGUCCUCUCGAUUUCGUACACAACAUCCCUGUCGUGAGAACGCAGUGAUUGUAUGCACGUGGCCAUGUGAGAGCAUUUCAAUAAGUAAGGCUGACUCGUCCCACUCUUGGUUGUACCAGGGCAUUUGUGUGACAUAAUAGCUACAUGUUCGAUCAUUAUUAUCUUAAACAUUACCUUGUUGAUCCUUUUUCUGAUAAUAUCUUUUAUAUUCUUUUUACCAUUUACAGUCAUUUCUAGUGAUUUACUACUUAAUUCUUACAUGAAACUGUUCAUUAUUAUUAUUUUUAUCAAGAUAUCCACUGUUUUCUCAUAUUAACUAAUAAUAAAUAUAUAUUUGGAUAUUAUUCAAUUUUAGACAGUAAUGUCGUCGUCUAAUUUAGAAGCACCUCCAUUAAUGCGAAAAUUAUUAAUUGGACAAUUAUUUCAUAAUACUGAUAAAUUGCCAAUAUAUAACUCAAUUCGACAAAUUUGGGAAAUGGAUUACCUUGACAACAGCACCACCACCAAUAAUAAUAAUAGUGUUCUGAAGAAAUUAUCAUGGUGUAUGCUUUGGUUACAAGGUAGAAUCAUUAAAAAUUAUCAAUUACUUAAUAGUGAUAAUAAUAAUACUAAUUUCAUAUUAGAUGAUGGUACAGGUGAAUUAUUAAUUAUUUAUGAAUUAGACAAAAAUCAAUCAGUUAAUUAUAAAGUAAAUAUUGGAGAUUAUGUUGCUGUGAUUGGUAAAUUAGUUCAACCUAAUAAAGAUCAUAAUAAUAAUGAUAAAAAGGAAUAUUCGAAUGAUUGGCAUAUUCUAGCUAAAAGUGUUACACAUUUAACUGAUCAUAUUAUACAACAAGAUAAAAGUGAAUUAUUUACAUCAUCGUCAUCCUCAUCAUUUGAAUCAUCAUCACAAAAGAUCAUGUCAAAUUCAGCAUAUUAUGAAUUAUCUUGGCCUUUAGAAGUUAUAGAUAUGACAUAUUCUGUAUAAAAUUGAUUAUGUUUGUAAAUACAUUUAUUUUUAUAAUAUUAAAUAAAGAUGUUCAUAUUGA
Schistosoma spindalis is the source of this 1099-nucleotide messenger RNA. The record is from the annotation of a GenBank genome assembly. Lineage: Eukaryota; Metazoa; Platyhelminthes; Trematoda; Strigeidida; Schistosomatidae.